Molecule: messenger RNA, 726 nt
Organism: Neurospora crassa OR74A
Lineage: Eukaryota; Fungi; Ascomycota; Sordariomycetes; Sordariales; Sordariaceae
Exons: 1
Coding region: 1-726 (241 amino acids)
Source: RefSeq, a predicted model, not a curated record
AUGGCCCCCCUCCCCCGCCCCCUACCCCAAGGCGGCUUCACCUUCUCCAUCUCCCCCUCCGCCACCCACCUCAACCACCCCGUCUCCCACUUCCUCUCCACCCCUCUCCAAUUCCAAGGCAGCGCAAGUACCUCUACACAUAUCCGUCCCCAAGCCAUCGCCGGUGGAGCCCUCAUCUUCUCCAAAUCCGCACCCGACGCCAAAGAUCGCAUCCUCCUCCUCCAACGCGCCCCACACGACUCGAUGCCUCUGCGCUGGGAAAUCCCCGGCGGCGCCUGCGACCCCGAAGACGAGUCCUUCUUACAUGGCGUUGCCCGCGAAAUGUGGGAGGAAGCCGGGCUGCUGCCCAAGAGGAUGGUUUGUCAGGUUGGUGGACAGGCAAAGCCGCAGGUGUUUUUGACGAGGAGUGGGAAGGUGGUGAUGAAGAUUAGUGUCGAGGUGGAUAUCGAUGAGGGGUCUGAUGCGGAAGAGAAGAUGGAUGGGAACGUGGAUGGCAAGUGGAAGAGCUUACCAAAGGUGGUGAUGGAUCCGAAUGAGCAUGUGAGGUUUGUGUGGGCGACGGAGGAAGAGUGUAAAGCGGAAAGAAUGAUGGUUGAGGGUGAAGGGGGAGAGACGGAAGAGCUCAAGUUGAACUUCACUCACAAGGAGCAGAGGGAGACGAUCUUGGAGGGGUUUGAGAUUAGGAGAAGGAGGGCGUUGGAAGGAAAGGAUGUCGAGGACGCUUGA